Closterium sp. NIES-67 is the source of this 5871-nucleotide messenger RNA. NCBI's taxonomy places the organism in Eukaryota, Viridiplantae, Streptophyta, Zygnematophyceae, Desmidiales, Closteriaceae. The record is from the annotation of a GenBank genome assembly.
UAGUGCGCGGGGAGAGAGGAGAGAGCAUGGCAUGUGCGACGCAUAUGCCGGAUGAGGACGAGAGCGAGGGAGAGAGAGGCAGGGGCUUGCCGCGUCCAGGAGCGAGGACGCGAGACGGGAGACGGGGAGAGGAGGAGAUUUUGGGAUUCAUAGCAGCAGGGGUUUCUCCUUUCGGCCGAGGAGUGAGGCGGGCUGAAGCGCGAGAACGCUGGGAGGGAGAAGGUGCCGUCAAAGUGGGCGACAGGACGAGGCUGUUUCUGACUGGUGCUGUCUAAGGGUUUCGUUCUCGGAAGUCACGCACGCACUGCAGCAGCAACGUCGAGUCGAGCCUCCCGGCACGCGAGUUAUCCGCUUCUGGAUUCGGAUGCUCUGGUCCCCGUGAUAUCAGCUGCGUGAACAAGAACCGCUGUGACCGGCCAUGGAGCUUCUCAGCAGUGUCAGUGGGUUCCGGUCAUGACAUCUGCAUGGCGUGCAGGCAGUAAAUUAUCGUCUGCAUCAUCAUCAUCAUCAUCAUCACCAGCAUCAGCAUCAGCAUCAGCAGCAGCAUCUGCACUCGAAGUGGUGAAGCAGCCUUUUCAAGAGGUCCUGGAAGCUGUCCGUCGCCCUUGUGUCAAGGAUUCUACUUAUCAACCCUUUGAAGACUUAGCUUCAAGGGUUGGAAAUUAAGUUACCUCUAAUAUUACCAGCCUGUGGCUCUCAAAGGAUUCCACUGAUCAGCUCUACAGUUCUGCUUUGCUACCUCCAAGUGGUAAUCCUUUCGUCCUGCUUUCCAGCCUGAGGAUUCUUAGUGGAGCCUGAUUGUUCCCUGGCAGCGGAUUCAGCACACAGAUGGAGGAAGGCACGCCAACCAGCUCAGCAAAGGUAGAGGUGGAGCCAGGAAUUGAGGUCCAUGUGAAUGUUACUGGGACACGUCAUCCUCCUCCUCCUCCUGGUGACACCGGUGCUGACGUGGAGGCAGAGGACAUGGACCCGGAAUCGCCUUCCCUCAUGAGCUACAUGCCCUUGGAUCUGCUGGAAGACGACGGCCAGGAUGCUGCUGCUGACGCAUUGGAUGGCUCAGAUCAAGGCAGAUCCGGUGGGGAGGACGAUGGAGGUGGAGAGGAAGGGCUGGGGCUAGGGCCAGCCCCUGUGCUGGGAUUGGACCAUGGCGGGGAUGGUGCUGAUGGUGAUGUUGCUCGUGCUAUUGGUGGCCUUGGUGGGUUUGGUGCUCAUGGUACAAUUCUGGGUGCUGGGUAUGGCGAAGAUGGGUGCAAGCUCCAGAUUUCGCGUCGAGUGAAGGCUGGUGCUGAGGGCAUGGCGUCUCUCGCUCUUGGCUUGCCGGGAAUGGGUGGUCACAUGGGUGGAGUGAGUAGUGAUUUGCCCCAGCCCUUGGGUAGAGCCGUUGGUGGUGCUGCUGCUGGGAUUGGCCUGGGGAUGUCAGCAGAGGCAGAGAAGGGAGAAGGGUGGGGCCUCUUGGGUAAGAGGCACGCGGAUAUGAUUGCUGAUGCUGAUGUGGCGGCUGGCGGUGGCGGUGAGGGGGGUGGAUGGGGGGAUGCAGCUGCUGCGCUUGGCAUGCAAGAGAGGAUCUGGUGCUCGUUUGGCCUGCAGAGCUGCAGUAACCUGAGGAGGGGUAAAGUUGAAUCUGGAAUGCAGCAGCAGCAGCAGCAACAACAACAGCCUCAGCAGCAGCAGCAGCAGUUUGAGGCGCCAAUGGGGUGGGAAGUUCCAGUGGAAGAGGAGAGGUUCUGCAUCAGGUGCAAGGGAUCUGCGGAGAAGCUCAGGCACGAGAUCAAGGAUCUGAAGCUCACUCAGAGGGCGUUGGAAGCGGAGCUGGUGUGGGCCAUGGAGGGCAAGCUCAAGGCGGAGCAGGCAGUGGCAGAGCUGGGGCAGUCUAGGAAGGACUCGCCACUACAGCACAAGGUGCUAGAGAGCUUUGACUGGGCAGCGAGCAUGGAUGCAUCCGCGGACAGCAAGAGGGCGAAAUGGCAGGGGGAGGAGGCGAGGCAGCAUGGGCGGGUGCAGGGAGGUAAGGAGCAGCAGAGGGAGCAGCAGAGGGUGGUGGAGUUGGAGCGGUACGUUGAGCGCAUAACAGCUCAGUUCCAGGGGCUGCUGGGGAGCUACAAUUCCGUCGCCAGCCAGCUGCAGCAGGCGCAGGCUGAGACCUCUCGACUUCGUGCCGACGCCUUACAGCUGAGGGCUGCUAACAUGGACUUGCUGCACCGGGGGCAGAUGACAGCCACCUCGCCCGUCAUGGCACUGGUGCCGCCGCACACCCCGCUGGGUUUCACAGGAGAGAGCCCUGCACCGCCUGGUCUGGCGUUGCUGCGCACUUCAUCACCAUUGGCUAUAGGCGCCAGGCAGCAGCAGCAGCAGCCGCCACCGCAGGGCCUGGGCGUGCCUCUCUGGUCGCCACCACUGGGAAAACUACCACAACAGCAACAGGAAGGGCAACCGCAAGGGCAACAGCAAGGGCAACUGCAAGAGCAACGCUCCAGGAAGGAUGCAGGGCAAGUGAUGGAGUGUGGCGAUGGCCUGCCAGCAGCGGCCGCACUGCAAGCAGCACAGGCAAGCCCUGACCUUGGCGCGGCCAGGCGCAGAGAUGUGGUGUUUGCUGCUGGCGCUGUGGAGGAACUGGCAACCACAGAGGAGAGGAUCAAGUCAUUGCUGGCGGAGGUACAGAGGCCUGCUGCGGCUGUUGCUGCAGCCGUUGCUACGGCCGUCCCGCCUGUGGCAGAGUCCGGAAAGCCAGCUGGUUCUGGGGCGGAGAGGACAGAGCAGCAGCAGCUGCGGGGGGAGAAGCACGAGAAGUGGGUGAGAGGAGAGGAGGAGAUGCUGGAGGGAAAAGAGCCGUUUGACGUGGAAAUGCGAGAGGAGGAAAAUGCUGGCAGUGGAUCAGCGGCCUCUGCUGCUGCUGCUGCUGGCGGCACAGGAGCGCCCCCUGCGAAGCCCAUUGAAUCCAACAGCCUCUUGCAGUCCGGGCGUGCUGUUCUGCAAGCAUGCUCCGCUGCACCUGCUGCUGCUGCCGUCACUACAGCGGCAUCACCAGCAGCACCACUAGCAGCAGCAGCAGCAGUUGCCAGAGCAGUGAAGGAUUCAUUCUCUCUCUUCACUCCCAUGCCGGUGACUGGCCGAGCAGGGUAUGUGGAAACACCAGAGCUGCUCCACUCACGCCAUUUUGAAUUCACAGCCCCUGGAAAAGCGCCUACAGCAGGUGGAGAAGGAUUGGCGGUGGGGCGGGCAGCAGCAGGAUUUGCAGCAGAGCCGGAUGUAGCAGAAUCAGCAGGCUCAGGAGCGUCCGAGUCAGCAGAGAGACCUGCUGGGGUGUCCAAGAGCCCAGUUGCGCUCUCCCAGCCAGACGAGAAGAUGCAUGACGUGGAGCCACGUCAGCCUGCUGCCAAUGCACGUCAGCUUCACUCCCAGCUGGCUUCUGGAAGACCUGGCGAUGCGUCUUGGCCCUCCCUUGCUGCGCCCAGCUUCAGUGCUGCUGUCAUGUCAGGUGUGAGAGGAGGGCGGCAUACAGAUGCUGCUGCUGCUGCUGCUGCUGGUGGUGCUGAUGCUGCUGCUGCUGCUGCUGCUGUUGGAUCCCCACCUGCUGCAACUAAGUUACUUGCUGCUGCUGCCGGGGCUGCUGCUGGUGCUUGUGGUGCUGCAGGGUCAAGUGCUGCUACCCUUCCCAUGCCCUCACCAGUACUCACUCCGCUGUCAUCUCGCCUCAUGCCCUUCCACUCUCGCCUAGUCACCGCCAGCAUCCCAAUGACGCCUUCCCACACCUUCUCCUCGCCCCCCACACCCUUCUCUCUCUCCGCUCCCACCAUUGCUCCCGUUGGCUCGCCUCCUACCCCUCAACCUAGACCUGCAGCUGCUACAGUUAAAGCUACACCUACAGCUACAGCCCCUGCACUGGCUGUUACCCCAGGUGCUGCUUUAGCUUCUUCCGCUGGCGCUGCAACGGGUGGCGCUGCUGCACGUGUGAGGCCAUGGGGCAGCAGCAAUGGGGAUGGCAAUGGGGGCAAGAGCAGCAAGGGCAGCAGGAGCAGCACUGGAGGGAAGCCAGUCGACCCUGACACAACCAUGUCCGAGGCAAAGGAGGAGCGAGCGGCACAGGGGAGAAAACCUGCUCAAGUGAAAAUAUCUCCACCUGCGCAUGCUGACGUCAUGCCAGGUAUCACUCCCGGUGUUCUAGCCCCUGGUUCCGUGAACCGCCCAUCGUCUCAGCCGCUGAGACUUGCCCCGGGCUCCCACCCGGCUCGCUUCACCCCUGAACUGUCCCCCAAGUCCGUUACCGCCUCCACACGACCUCCUUCUUCCAAGUCCAUUGCAGACGCGCAAGCUUGGCUGAGAGCCAGCAAACCUGCCAGCCCUGCAGGAGCAUCAGCUAACGCCCCUGGCUCAACGCCUGCUGCCAUUCUCGCUCCCAUGGCUCCUGCUGUCCCCUUGCGUGCCCCUAAGCUGGUGGAAGGUAUAGUGACGUCUAUUGUGUCUGAAGGCACGGCUCUGCUGCCUGUGAGCCCUGCUGAAGCCCUUGCUGCCACUUCCCAGCCACUGCCGCUGCCCCUGCCUAAAAGCAUCUCUGUUCGAGCCAAUCAACUGCCUGCAGGCGCUGCUGUAUCUGCUCUGGGGGGAAGAGAGAGAGGGGGAGCAGGAGAGGGGCUGGGGAGAGGUGCAGGUGGGAAGGUGGGGGGUGGUGCUGGUGCUGCUGCAUCGUCUAGGGAUGCUGCGUGUUCUGCUGUUGCUGAUGCAUUGCUAAGCCCUCCCCCGGGAAUUGCCCCUGCUGCUGCUGUUUCUGCUGCUUCAGCCGCUGCUGCUGCCGUGAGAAACAGCGGCAGGAAAAGAGGGAUGGGGGGGGCAGCAUCGGAAGCUGCGGCAGUGGCGGCAGGGAGGGGAGUGAACAACAGCAGUGUGACAGUAGCGAGGGAGAGGGGCAGGGAGGAGCCGCAAGUGGGAGGAGGAGCAAGGGCGACAGGGGCAGCAGCAGCAGGAGCAGCUUCCAAGGGGGACGAGCUUACGAUGACAAGAGUGGGGUCAGUAGCAGGAGCUGCAUCGGCAGCAAGGGACAGCGGGCCAUCCAGUGGGAGUGGAAGGAUGGGGGGGGUGGGCGGUGAGGGGAGCUUGCGGCCUAACCGAGGUGGGCCUGCCCCUGCUGCCUCAACCGCAGCUGCUGCUGCUGCUGCUGCUGCUGGCGGUGUUGGUGCAGGGAAGGGGAGUGUCUUCUCCCGCUUGGGGUCUGGUACUGGAGGAGGAGGAGUAGGAGGAGGAGGGGGGGGCGUAGCAGCACGGCGUGAGGAGGUAACGGGCAGCCGUGCAUGGGUAGACAGCGAGCGGGACACAGCACCGGGUGCUGCGGCUCGCAGCCGGCGCAGGGAGCGGAGGGUGGAAGGGAACCACUCGUCGGAGGCUAGACCCAGCAGGAGUGGAAGUGCCUCGAGCGACAGAGGCAGGGGGAGGGAUGGGCCGAGGGAGAAGAGUGAAGGUGCCACGUCAGGCAUGGGAGGAGGGGGGGGAGCAACGGCAGUGGCGGCAGCAGCAGCAGCAGCAGCAGCAGCAGCCGCAGCGCUGGAUGUGUAUGAUCAGGGGACGUACAAAACUGAGCUCUGCAACAAGUGGGAGGAGAUGGGCACCUGCCCCUACGGCAACCGAUGCCAGUUUGCCCAUGGAGUUGACGAAAUGCGACCUAUUCUAAGGCACCCCCGUUACAAGACAGAACUUUGCCGCAUGAUUGCUUCAGGAAAGCAGUGCCCAUAUGGCCAUCGAUGCCAUUUCAGGCACGCCAUGACCCAAGAGGAACGUGCGUUCCUUUAUAUGUUUUGAAUUUCGUUCAGACAUGUAGUAGGAAUGAAUACAUUUUCCCCUUUAUACUUUUGUAGGUUUAUGUAUAUUCCUACGUUUUCUAGU